Lepus europaeus (European hare) is the source of this 1358-nucleotide messenger RNA. It is a transcript of the gene THOC6, whose product is annotated as THO complex subunit 6. The transcript has 13 exons. Lineage: Eukaryota; Metazoa; Chordata; Mammalia; Lagomorpha; Leporidae. Gene Ontology annotation, biological process: mRNA export from nucleus. The coding region runs from base 1 to 1299 and encodes 432 amino acids. Gene Ontology annotation, molecular function: protein binding. The record is from RefSeq and is a predicted model, not a curated record. Gene Ontology annotation, cellular component: THO complex; transcription export complex.
AUGGUUUGGAGAGCGGCGUGGUCCCAGCUUGACUCCGCGGGCUGGAGGGAGGGAGUGAGUCAGUGGCGCGGGGGCGGAGGCGGGGCUCUGACUCACGCAUUCUCAAUGCCGGGACCUGGCCGGCCCCCACGGUUUUCCAGGGAAGCCCUGAGCGGCAGCCGGGCCGGACGAAGCCUUCGCCUGCGCCGCAUCUUUAUUCUGCUCCCCAGGGACACAGUCUCCCUUCCCACGCUCCUGCCCCCAUGGGGCUGCGAGGUCCGGAGGCAAGGAGGCCGGGCAGGCGGCUGGCCCCUCCGCGGUGCAGCUGGGGAGAUGGAGGUGUUCCAGGCCCUGCAGCGGCUGCACAUGACCGUCUUCUCCCAGAGCAUCUCCCCCUGUGGGAAGUUCCUGGCGGCCGGCAACAACUACGGGCAGAUCGCCAUCUUCAGCUUGUCGGCCGCCUUGAGCUCAGAAGCCAAAGAGGAAAGUAAGAAGCCGGUGCUGACCUUCCAAGCUCACGAGGGGCCGGUCUACAGCAUGGUCUCCACCGAUCGCCAGCUGCUCAGUGCGGGGGAUGGGGAGGUGAAGGCCUGGCUCUGGGCAGAGAUCCUCAAGAAGGGCUGCAAGGAGCUGUGGCGUCGUCAACCCCCGUACAGGACCAGCCUGGAAGUGCCGGAGAUCAACGCGCUGCUGCUGGUGCCCAAGGAGAAUGCCCUCAUCCUGGCUGGAGGGGACUGUCAGCUGCACACCAUGGACCUGGAGACCGGGAGCUUCACUCGGGCCCUGCGGGGCCACACGGACUACGUCCACUGCCUGGCGCUGCGGGAACGGAGCCCCGAGGUGCUGUCUGGCGGCGAGGACGGGGCUGUGCGGCUUUGGGACCUGCGCACGGCCAAGGAGGUGCAGACGGUGGAGGUGUACAAGCACGAGGAGUGCGCGAGGCCCCACAAUGGGCGCUGGAUCGGAUGCUUGGCCACAGACUCAGACUGGAUGGUGUGCGGAGGGGGCCCAGCCCUCACCCUGUGGCACCUGCGGUCCUCCACGCCCACCACCGUCUUCCCCGUGCGGGCACCGCAGAAGCACGUGACCUUCUACCAGGACCUGAUUCUGUCCGCAGGCCAGGGCCGGUGCGUGAACCAGUGGCAGCUCAGCGGGGAGCUCAAGGCCCAGGUGCCUGGCUCUUCCCCAGGGCUGCUCAGCCUCAGCCUGAACCAGCAGCCAGCGGCCCCCGAGUGCAAGGUCCUGACCGCGGCCGGCAACAGCUGCCGGGUGGACGUCUUCACCAACCUGGGCUACCGGGCCUUCUCCCUGUCCUUUUGACGGCCGGACACCUGCACCCCCGCCCAGCGGCUUGCACCUUGUUCUGUUUUUUCACAAUA